Gossypium raimondii (Peruvian cotton) is the source of this 756-nucleotide messenger RNA. RefSeq names its product auxin-responsive protein SAUR32. Bases 253 to 618 code for a protein of 121 amino acids. Gene Ontology annotation, biological process: response to auxin. Lineage: Eukaryota; Viridiplantae; Streptophyta; Magnoliopsida; Malvales; Malvaceae. The transcript has a single exon. The record is from RefSeq and is a predicted model, not a curated record.
UUUGGCAGCAUCUCUCAAUUUCUUCAUCUUUAUAUAAUAUUAUAUAUAAUAUUUAUCUUCUCCAAAUUUCUGGUGGGUAUGAGUUUUACGCAUAUUGGUGCAGAUUAUUAUUUGUCAACCAUGACCAACUCCCCCAACUCUCUCACUUACUCAAUUCACUACCUCCCAUUUCAACAAUGAACCCUUCCCCUUCUUCUUCCCUCUAACUUCCUUUUUCUUCUUAAAUUAGGGUUUUCUUCUUUUUUUUUUACGAUGGGUAGUGGAGAGAAAAGCUUUAGGAACUUUCAUUUACACCUACCACACCUUCAUCUUCACCAUCAUCAACAUCAGCAAGGGAAGAAGCAAGGGAGUGAUGUGCCGAAAGGAUGUUUAGCCAUCAAGGUCGGGUCCGAAGGAGAGGAGCAACAAAGAUUCGUGGUGCCUGUCAUUUACUUCAAUCAUCCUUUGUUCAUGCAGUUGUUGAAAGAAGCUGAAGAAGAGUACGGGUUCGACCAAAAGGGCACCAUUACUAUCCCUUGUAACGUCCAAGAGUUUAGAAAUGUAAGGGGUUUGAUUGAUAGGGAAAAUUCUCUUCACCAUCAUCAUCACCAUCAUUAUGUUUGGUGUUUUAGGGUUUGAUGUAAUAAUUUAAAAAAGAAUUAAUGGUUUGCAAGUGCUGAACAACGGUGGCGGCCGAAACCAUUAACAUCAAUCAUAGAUUUUGAUUAUCUCUACACUAGUAUUCAUCCAACUAUUAAUAAAUUUUUAUUAUGAUCA